Petromyzon marinus (sea lamprey) is the source of this 1358-nucleotide messenger RNA. RefSeq names its product SPT3 homolog, SAGA and STAGA complex component (gene SUPT3H). NCBI's taxonomy places the organism in Eukaryota, Metazoa, Chordata, Hyperoartia, Petromyzontiformes, Petromyzontidae. Gene Ontology annotation, molecular function: transcription coactivator activity; protein heterodimerization activity. The record is from RefSeq and is a predicted model, not a curated record. Gene Ontology annotation, biological process: transcription by RNA polymerase II.
GCGAAUCGAUUCUGUUGACACGCGAAUCGAUUCGUCCCCGACGCGGCCGCGCUGAAGAGUGGACGACGACGACGAGGAGGAGGAGGGGAGCGAGGCGCCAUGACGAAGCCCAAGAGCAAGAGGAAGAUGGAGCGGGUGAAGGAGCCCGAGAGCUCCGCAGACUGCAAGGCCUCCGGUGGCAGCCCUGCCCCAGUGUCUGGACUGGGUGCGCAGCAGAGUUCGCGCCCUUCCCUGGUCUCCGACAUACAAAGCAUGAUGUUUGCAAUGGGGGAUGUUCGCCGUCCUUUGCAUGAGUCGGCUGCACUCAUUGAGGAUGUUACUCACACACAGCUCACGCUAAUGCUGUCACACCUGCAGGAUGUGUGUGCGAUGCGAGGGGGUAAGCACAUUGGUCUGGAAGACAUACUUUUCCUUAUGAGAAAGGAUAAGGGAAAGAUGCGUCGUCUGAUAGCUCACCUCAACUUUCGGGACCUCAAGUCACGAGUGCUACAAAGUGUGCAGGAAGAUGAGGAUUUCUUUGGGCCAGAGGCAAGCAAGCGGCAGAAAGUAUGUGCAGAUGUACUAAGUGUGCUGGACCAGACAGGAAUGAUGUCAUCAUGGCAAAUGGACUCUGAGACCGAGGGUGUAAAGCAAGAACGUAUUGCUCGUGCUGAGCGACAAACAAGAGAAAUGGAUUCAGCAACAUACGCGGAGUUUUUUGACAGUCGACAGGCCAGCUUUGCCCGGAAGAUUGGGAAACUACGCGAUUGGCUGGAUUUGUCCUCUCUAGAGGUGAAGCCCAAUGCCAUGGCGAUGGAAACACUGGCAUACUUGGCUCAAGAGACAGUCGCCAUGAUUGUGGAAUUGUCCCUUCUGGUGCAAAGAGACAUGGAGCUUCACCUAAUGAAAGAGGGUUUUGGAACGCAACGCAGUAUGGGUGUACAGAAAAUUGGCUCACCUAUAACUCCUGUCCAUGUGAGAGAAGCAGUGAGACGCUACACCGAACAAAAUACAGGAGGACCAGUUGGGCUAUUUACAAGUGCAUACAAGCAAUUCGGGACCCCAUUUUUUGCCUGCUAAAACAUACGUACAUGUGUACGCGAUUCUGCAGAACACUUAAACACACAAUUGGUAACCGCCAAUUAUCAGAAGUCUGCACCUGAAGGCUGCGGGCAUGGUGAAGAGAUUCUGAGCGUUUGCAGGGGGGGGUCGUGUAUCGUCCAUUUACACAGUGGCAUUGCCAGUAUCCCAAUUAACGCUGUACGUGUGCACACAAUAUUUUGUUUACAUUGUUAAUUAUACAGUGGAUUGUAUUUAAUGUGAAGUGUGUAUUAUAAACUGGGAUGUGCACUGUUAUUAAAUCUCAAUGUCCAAAAGUA